This is a messenger RNA of Pundamilia nyererei, 6557 nucleotides long. RefSeq names its product interphotoreceptor matrix proteoglycan 2-like. Gene Ontology annotation, biological process: visual perception. The coding region runs from base 1 to 6141 and encodes 2046 amino acids. The transcript has 22 exons. NCBI's taxonomy places the organism in Eukaryota, Metazoa, Chordata, Actinopteri, Cichliformes, Cichlidae. Gene Ontology annotation, molecular function: heparin binding; hyaluronic acid binding. The record is from RefSeq and is a predicted model, not a curated record.
AUGGUUGGAAAGUGUGGGAAGCUGGUGCUGUGGGUGCUUGGGGCCAUGCUGCUUUCAUGCUGCUUGUACAUGGAAACAGAUGCCACCUUUGAGCUGGAGGUGGGUUUGGAGGAGAGUGGAGAAUCUACAGGAGAGCCAAUGGCAGCCUCUGAUGAGUUGUUAUACAGACGACACGGCGCUCUAUCUCGAAGGAAGAGGGACGUCUUGUUUCCCAGCGGAGUCAAGCUUUGCUCUCAGGAGACGUUCGACCAAGCUAUUGCGAACCACCUCAGCUACUUCCAUCUCAGAGUGUGUCAGGAGACAGUUUGGGAGGCCUUUAAGAUCUUCUGGGAUCGGCUGCCCGAGCGGGAUGAGUACCAGGGCUGGGUGAGCCGCUGCAUGGAUGGCUCCAUCAGUGUCAUGGACAUAGGCAGAUUCUUCAGCCAAUCAGAGGAGCAUCGGAGUCUCAUCAGGAGUAGAGUUGCUCUGGUUGCUGCAAUGAACAUUGUGCCCAUCAGCCCUACUCCAUGCAGCUCAGAGACACCGACCACUCAGACUGGAGAUGCAGCGACCGAGAUCUCACCAGGAGAGAGUGACAUCAUCAUUGGAUCAGAGACAAUCACAAUCAAGCAAGACGAUCUUACUGUAGAUCUUGAGGUCACUUCUUGGGUUCCUCCGGUCUCUGUGACUAAAGGUCCACAUCAAGAGUCUACGGCACACAUUAACACUGAGGUUUUAAGUGUUGGGGGCCUGCUUGAGGAUUCUGUGGAGGUUGCAACAGAGGCUGAUUACGCUGUUACACAUAAGCCUUUAAAUUGGAUCGAUCAGGAAAUUGGGGAAGACAAAACUAUCCCUGAAAUAUCAGAUAAGGAGGAGGCUGUAGUUGAAGAUGACAAGAUCAUUGGGAUCAUCCCUGAAAAUGUGAUCAUAGUUGACUCUGAGGUCAUUCAGGAAGUUACCCCAAAAGGUGAGAAACCUCCAUUAGAGGUUGUGGCCCAUGAAGCACCCACAGAAGAAACUGUUGUGGUUCUUCAGAAGCCCACCACAGCAUCCGAAACUAUCACAUUGGAGGAAUUAGGGCAGAAGGUACAUCCGAAGGUGACCUCUGAGGCUCCUUCAGAAGUCAUGAUACAGCACAUCCCUAAGGCAACCACGGAAGAUGCUGUUGAGACAGAAAUUAAACGAAUUCCAGAAAAAUCUCUGGAUAUCCAUGACAAAACAUUCACUAAGGAUUUUGUAGAGAAACCCUCAGAGGAUUUAAAAGAGCCAAUAGAUGAAGCAAUACCACUUCCAAUUCCUGAAGAAGCUGAAGAAGACACAGAGACAUCUGCACCUGAGAUAACAGUGGAACCUCCAGGUGGAUCUGAAGUGGGAAGUGAGGAAGAAAUCUCAAAGGCUCCACUUGAAACAUCUCCAAAAGCUGUCACUGAUGCCCAACCAGACACAAUUUCAGAGGUAGAAACCCCUAAGGGGGUCACCCCAGAGUCUCCUAAAGAGCUUCCCAGUAAGGAAGAUGGUGCCUCAGAUGAGGGCAGUAUCCCGGUAGCUUUAGAAGACCCUGAUCAAGAAUCAGCUGAGGGUGACUCCCCAACUGAAGAAGUGGAUGAAAUCUUAACAGAGACUCCACUAGAAGUGGCACCUGAGUCAGUUGAUUCCAUCACCCUAGAAACAGUUGUGGAUUUCACUGAAGAGAGAACACAAAGUACUACACUGGGUGCCACUGAGGAGUCUACCCCUACUUCCUAUUUGGAGGUUACGACCAAGUAUGUGGUCGAAUACAAUAAUGGUAACUUUCCCGAUCUUACAGAGAGGGUUUAUGACGUAAAUGGCAACUUUUUUGGAAACAAUGGCUUCAAGUUGGAGGAUGAGGAGGAGAACUUGAUUGGCAAUGAGAUAGACACGUUACUUCUGCCCCCGAGGCCCCUGAAGGAUGAGGUGGUAGAGUUGAGCAUGAAACUGAAAGAGGAAACCUACAACGAUGCGCUGAGAGACCCAAGCAGCUUUGAGUAUCAGCAGCUGGCCAGACACUUCAAACGCAGGAUUGAAGACGCCUUUCAUAGAGUGCCGGGCUUCAAGACGGUUUACAUUGUGGAAUUCAGACCCCAGAAGGAUCUGGAGCGGGGUUUGGUGGUCCUUGUGCACUAUGCCAUCACUCUGGAGGUGGAUGGGAGUGGGAUUGCCAACGACACGUUGGAUUUCAUCUCUCUGCAGAACAACCUUGUGGAGAAGAACUACCCUGGUUCCGCUGAGCAGCCCACUGUUGUCUACACCAUCACUGACUUCCGCAACUACAUCACUGAGGCUCUGCACAAAGACAACUUCAUGACCAACAAUAGCCUGGAGACACAGGGUGACCCACUGCUGUUGGAGAAUGCAGAGAACUUGUUGCCUCCUGUGAAACCAACAAGUCAACCAUUUGACACCUUUGACAACAUGGACAAUGUCCUCGCUGCAGAGAAGCCUCCCGAUGCACCGACGCAUGAGGCGGAUGACAAUGAUGUUUUCUCAAAGAAGGAGGACUUCCUGUUCGAUCCUUUCAGCCAGUGGAAAGCUCCACAGCUUGACAGGACAAGCGAGAAUGAUGUCUUUUUGCUUGAUGAGAGUACAGCGUCUCCACUGAACCCUGAAUUUCCACAGAAGACCUUCGAUCUGGAGACUCGAAACAGUGAUGGAAAAAUUGAAGAUGAGGGAUUCCUCUUGAGUAAUUCUCCCCCUGCCAGUGACAAAGCCAACCGAGAGAAUGAUGCUGUCAGUCCUGAAAUUUCCUCUGCAGCCAGACAACCCCCUCCUGUAAACCAGCAGACAAUACCUGGGCUCACUCAGAAUGAUGGUUCUGGCUCUGGGUCCUCUGGAGACGACCAGGAAACUGAUCUUUGGAUUUGGCAGACUUCAGUGACAUUCAGUGACAAUGAAGGUGGAAGCCUGGACAUGCUCCCACCGCCUGACCUGGAGGAGACUGAAGAGGAGGACAUUGAUUUAGGCGAGGUUGCUGUUGAACCAUUAACUACUAAGGAAUCUGUUUUGGUUGACAUGGGAGUAGAAUUUCUUUUAAAAGCAACAGCAGCUCCUGUUUUUGAAGAAGCAUCGUCAGAAGGACAUUUUGAAAAACCUUUUCUGGAUGAGGUCCUGGUGACUCCGCACAUAAGCACUGAUCCCCGAUACUCAACCACAACUCAUGCACCUGUUUUUUCUCCCAAAGAAACUCUGGCUGUUGAGUUUUCUGUACAAACAGUGGAAGCGUCUGGCAUGUAUGAUGACUACUCCUUGACUGAGCCUCAAACCCCUGUGGGAGUAGUUACAGAUUCUCCUGAACCUGGGGCUUGGACUCAGGAGGAAGCUGUUUUUACUGGACCAUCGGAUUUAGCUAUUGGGCUUCAUAAAACCACUGAAGAGGUGGAAGUGCCUAGUGAAACAACAAUAGAGCUUUCAAUGGUUACAACUGAAUCUAAAUAUGCAGAAAAUGGACCUGAGAAUGUAGAUGUUCAAGUUACAGUUAUAUCUGGACCACCUAAAGUACCUGAUAGGGACAGCCCUGCUACCCCACACACAAUCACGGGCAGUGAUUUCAGCUUUGAUGCCAUCACUGAUGCACCAUCAAUAGUUGAAGUUCUUACAGAAAAACCUGAACUGCUACUGGCAGGAAUAAAAGCCCAAGAUCGGGUUGAAAUUUUGGAAGAACAGCAUAUCGGGACAACAACAACAGCACCAGCAAAUAAAGUACAAGAUGAGGACCUGAUUGUGGAUGAGGUGAUGAUCGCCAUUACAACAACUACUACUCCAGUCCCAACUUCAUCAGUAAGGCCAGAUCACCACAGUAGCAUUGCACUCUCACCAGAGAAGGACUCGCCAUUCACUCGAGUGUCAGAUUCAGUGCCAGAUGAUGAUGAUCUGAUUCAUCAUGAGCAACUAAACCAUGAAGAGCUUACUGUAUCCUUAAUAAGCACACAGUCUCCAGAUGGGUUAGACCAUCUGGUUCACAAUGAACCAGCAGUGUUUCACCAUGAACACACAAGGUAUAAAGAUAUUACUAACACUUCAGUAAUCACACCAACUUCAGAUGCUCCUCAAUCAAAACCAGCAGUGAUUUAUCAUGAACACCAUGAAAAUCUUCCUGAAGCUCCAUCAAGCACUCCUCCUCCAUAUGGUCCUCAGUCAAAACCAGUAGUAGCUCACCAUGAGCACACAAAGCAUACAGAUCUUAAUGAAGCACCAGUAAGCACAGAACCUGUAGAUGGUCCUCAGUCAAAACCAACAGUUGUUUACCAUGAACACCAUGAAGAGCUUCCUGAAGCUCCAAGAAGCACUCCAUCUUCAAGUAGUCCUCAGUCAAAACCAGCAGUGGUUCACCUUGAUUAUCGAAACCAUGAAGAUCUUCCUGAACCUCCAGUAAGUACUCCUUCUCCAGAUGGUCCUCAGUCAAAACCGGCAGUGAUUCGUCAUCAGGACCAUGAAGAUGCUCCUGAAGCUCCAGUGAGGGCUCCGUCUUUAGAUGGUCGUCAGUCGAAACCAGCAGUGGUUUACCAUGAUUAUCGAAACCAUGAAGAUCUUCCUGAACCUCCAGUAAGCACUCCUUCUCCAGAUGGUCCUCAGUCAAAACCAGCAGUGAUUCAUUAUGAGCACCAUGAAGAUGUUCCUGAAGCUCCAGUGAGGGCUCCGUCUUUAGAUGGUCGUCAGUCGAAACCAGCAGUGGUUCACCAUGAGCAUCGAACCCAUGAAGAUCUUAAUGAAGCUUCAAAAAACACACCACUUCCAAAGGUUCCUCAGUCAAAACCAGCUGUGGUUUUCAGUGAGGACACAAGACAUGAAGAUCUUAGUGAAACCCCAGUACACACUCUAUUUUCAGAUCCACAGUCAAAACCAGCAGUCGUUGUUCCUUCCUCUGUGCAGAAAGUUGAUGACCACGUUCCUGUGACUGAACUCCAACCUUUUGAACAUGGUGUCUCUGAUGUGCCCAGCAUCGCUGUCAGCUUUGAUGUCUUCCAGUAUGGCGGGGUGUCGAUUGAAGGGGAAAGCAGUGGCUUCUCCAGUGGAGCUCAGGCCUCUGAUUUAGAUGCCAUUGCAUUGCCAACCCGACCUGGCAGGGCGUUAACAAUUUUCUUCAGCUUGAGGGUGACCAAUAUGGUGUUCUCAAUGGACCUGUUCAACAAGAGCUCCCCGGAAUACAAGGCUCUGGAGCAGCGUUUCCUCCAGCUGCUGGUCCCAUACCUGGAGUCAAACCUGAACAACUUCCAGAACCUGGAGAUCCUUAACUUUAGAAAUGGCAGCAUUGUGGUAAACAGUAGGAUGAGGUUUGGUAAACCAGUACACAGAGGAGUCACCAAUGUUGUCUAUUUAAUCUUGGAAGACUUUGCCAACACUGCCUAUCAGACCAUGAACCUCGCAAUUGACAAGUACUCACUUGAUGUUGAGUCAGGUGACCGGGCUGAUCCCUGUAAGUUCCAGGCAUGUAACAAGUUUUCCAGGUGUAUAGUGAAUCAGUGGUCAAGUGAAGCAGAGUGUGUGUGCAACGCUGGAUAUCUGAGUGUGGAUGGCCUGCCAUGUCAGAGCAUCUGUGAGGUGCAACACGAUUUUUGCCUUAAUGAUGGAAAAUGUGACAUCAUCCCUGGCAAGGGUGCCAUCUGCAGGUGUCGUGUUGGAGAAAAUUGGUGGUAUCGUGGUGAACACUGUGAAGAGUAUGUUUCCGAGCCAUUGGUGGUGGGCAUCGCCAUUGCCUCAGUGGCUGGUUUCCUGAUGGUGGCGGCUGGGAUUAUCUUUUUCCUGGCUAGGUCGUUACAAGAGCAGUAUGAUGGGGAGGACACAGAGGACCCCUUACGGCGAGGUGACAGUUUGCCAACACUUGAACGUGCCACCAAGUUCAACCCGAUGUUUGAGAGUGACCCUGUUACUGCCCAGUACUACCGCCGCUACAAUGAUGAUGUGCCCCAGUACUACCAUGAGUCUGAUCGCGGGCUCCCUCACUUCAGCAGCUCUGCCAGUGUAGGCGAUUCUAAAGACCUCAGCAGUGAAGAGAUAAAAAACAUCUAUCAAAACACCACACUCAGUAAAGAGGAGAUUCAAGAACGCCUGAGGAUAAUCGAGCUGUGCGCAAGGGAUCAACACUUUGCAGAAUUUGUGCGACAGACUCAAAUAUUCCUGGAGAGGAGAGGGAGCUCCAGCACAUAACCAUCCAGCAGCCUCUGACCAGAAACCUGCCUUCGUCUGUGUGUUGAGGAAGGGAGUAGAGAUGAAGGUGACCAAAUGUUCAACAAUCUUGGAGUUUAUUUUCUAAGAACAGUGUUUUACUUCUGAGGGACCUUGAAAUGAACUUGGGAUCCUUGAGGUUGCCUCUUCUCUUACCUUGAAACUUCAACUUUUCCUGUAUUCACUGUGUUGCUUAUUUAUUCUGUACAAAGACUUCAGUAACUGCUUUUUAACCUCUCAACAGUUUCACAGCUGCAUACCUCUGUCUUACACUUUCACCUUAGCUUAAAUUCAAGGGUUUCUGAUAAUAUCCCAACUUGCCUGUCACUGCUGUCAUAUUAAAGAAGCGCGUCUGAAGUAUAGUUUUUAAUUUUUGCACCAGUAACAUUAUUUUAAUA